AUGUCGACAUUUGAUGGCCUUGUCAAGGAAUUCCCUACCAUCAGGAUCGACUACUUCAGAAAUCAUCCCGGCAAACCUCCGCCUGCCGCAUUGUUUCUGAGCCAUGUCCACAGCGAUCACUUGAUGGGCCUGGAGUCCGUCAAGAUGCCAUUUGUCUACUGCUCAGCAACCACGAAGCGCAUCUUGUUGAAGAUGGAGAAGUACCCUCACCGCAUCAACUUUGCGAAAGGCGUACUCGAAGCGCGAAAGCAACAUUACAAGCAUUUGAAGAACAUACUCCGAGCAGUGCCUUUGAAUACAGCCACCGAAAUUGAGUUGGGCCCGAGAUCGGUCAUCCGAGUGACUUUGCUAGAUGCCAAUCAUUGCCCUGGCGCUGUGAUGUUCCUCGUCGAAGGAGACGGCAGAGCCAUUGUCUAUACUGGCGAUGCCAGAGCUGAACCUUGGUGGGUGAAUUCAAUCGUGCAAAACCCAGUCAUUUUGCCUUAUGCGUGCGGCCUCAAACACCUUGACUGCAUUUAUCUCGAUACCACCUUUGCUACUCAUGACGAGCCGUACAAGGACUUCCCUACCAAAGCACAAGGAUUGCAGGAACUUCUCGAGAAAGUCGCCCAAUACCCUUCGGGAACAAUCUUCUACUUCCGCGCAUGGACGCUCGGUUACGAAAACGUCUGGGUUGCUUUAUCAAAUUUCCUGCGAUCUCAGAUUCACGUGAAUGACUACCAGUUGGGGAUAUUUCGUGACGGAAAUGACAACGAGACCGCUGCACUCACAGGAUUUACGCUGGGCAAUAGUCGACUAGCAGGUUGCCUCACUGACGACAAGACGGCCAGGAUUCAUAGCUGCGAGCCUGGCCUGGACUGUCAUUCCCAGAUCAAGAACGCCAGGAACGUUGUGUGGAUUAGUCCCAUCAUUUCGAGGCUCCAAGAUGGGAGCGAGAUUAGAGAACUCGGAGCUGGAGGUGGCUGGCGAGACCUCUACCCCAAGGCGCAACUUAAGCUGGAGGAAAGCGCGAAUAUUGUGCAACUGUUGACUCUUUGCGCCUCAUAUGCCGACAGUGAGGAAAUCAGAGCAAAAUUGGUGCAGGCCCUAUCGCGGCCUAGAGCCGGCUAUGACCUGUCCAUGGUUCUUGAUGAAGUUGAUGAGGUGAAAGUUGAAGACGAUGAUUCUAUCAAGCUUGGAGACUUCAUGACUUUGAUAUCGAAGAGGUUCAAGGAGGUGAACACAUCGACUUCCCUGAGCGUGCCUUCGGAGACACAGCUGAAGCCCAUUGCUCACACCGACACACUCCAUUUCCCGUACUCCCGUCAUUCCUCUUAUAACGAGCUUCGCCAUCUUGUCGGGGUGUUCAGGCCGAGGGAUAUCUGCCCUUGCACAGUGAGCCUAGAAACGUGGUCAGAGGAUCUUAGCAUGGAAUCUCUCUUUGGAGAUCUAUGUUCAGAGCAGUUGUUCUGCUACGAUCAGGAGACGAGGGAUACCGUCGCAGGAUUGCAAGGGCACAACGGAGUAAUGAACAGGGUUCGUGGUAAGAUGAGACGAGACGACGAUGAUGACGACUCUCAAAGGACUCAGUCCCAGAAUGCGGGUGGCUAUGAGCCUUCGAGCCCGGUUGAAUUCGCUUCUCCCCUCCGGCCAAGCGAGUCAGAGGAUACAAAGUCACCCUCGAAGCUGCCCAAGGAGGAGAAAAUAGGCAUUCCACCGGUCCAUCACCCCAGAAAAAUAGAAAGCGCGAGCCGGCAACAUCAUACCAUACUGGACGGCAGCACAUCUUUGGAUGGCUCCGAUAGUCAGACUCUUUCAUCGCCGGCGUUUGACAGUCAACCUGGCCAACCACUGGAUUCUAGCAUGGAUGUCUAUCUAGACAAUGGUCUGGGAGAUGAGGAUUUCCAGGUCGCCCGUGAGGGUCUGGCGUCAGGUGAAAACAGGUCAGCGAACAGUCGCAUCGAGAAGGCCCAAAGAAAGCAAGCAAGACUCGAUGCUUAUUACGCUGCGAGACAUGCUAUUCUCAGUAACGACGUAAGCGAAUGGGAUGCUGUCCCUCUGAGAAGUGUUGGCCACCCGGGCCACGACGAGGAGGAGCUUGAGCUGUAG
This is a messenger RNA of Cladophialophora yegresii CBS 114405, 2088 nucleotides long. RefSeq lists its product as uncharacterized. Gene Ontology annotation, biological process: protection from non-homologous end joining at telomere; double-strand break repair via nonhomologous end joining; interstrand cross-link repair. The coding region runs from base 1 to 2088 and encodes 695 amino acids. NCBI's taxonomy places the organism in Eukaryota, Fungi, Ascomycota, Eurotiomycetes, Chaetothyriales, Herpotrichiellaceae. The record is from RefSeq and is a predicted model, not a curated record. The transcript has a single exon. Gene Ontology annotation, molecular function: damaged DNA binding; 5'-3' DNA exonuclease activity.